UCGGGGCUCCGGAACUCCGGUGCCAGCCUCGCAGGCAGUCUCGGCGUGUCACUUUGCAAAUCGUGGAGGCCAGCGCCUCGGGCUGUCAGCGUGCGCCGCGCGGGGACCGAACCCUGUUUAUUGACGGCGGCUGCCCGGGCUGGGCGUAAAUGCCCGCUCUCCUCGGCGGGCCGGGCUCUGGCUGCUAGACUUGGGCGGCUCGCUGGGCCCGCCCUGGCGCCUCCCCCAUGCUGCUUGGGGCGUCCUGGCUGUGCGCGUCCAAGGCGGCGGCCACCGCAGCUCGGGACGAGGGCGAGGACAGGCAGGGUGAACAGCAGAGGGGGGCCCAGGCGAGGACUGAAGAGGAUAUGGACGAGUCAUCGCUGCUGGAUUUGCUGGAAUGCUCUGUGUGCCUGGAGCGCCUGGACACUACGGCCAAGGUGUUGCCAUGCCAGCACACCUUCUGCCGACGCUGUCUGGAGAGCAUCGUGUGCUCGCGCCACGAGCUACGCUGUCCCGAGUGCCGCAUCCUGGUGGGCUGCGGUGUGGACGAGCUGCCCGCCAACAUACUGCUAGUGCGCCUGCUGGAUGGCAUUCGCCAGAGGCCCCGCACGGGUGCCAGCCCGGGGAGCAGCCCUCCCGCGCGCCCGGGCCCGGGUUCGUUCUCAGCGCUCGCUGGCGGCGCUGGAGGGGCGACCGGCAGUCCCCCGCGGUCGCCAGUCUUUCUCUCAGCGGCGGCAGGCAGCUCUACCUCCAGUUUGUGCGACGUGGCGACUAAUAGGAGCGUGCCAGUGGCUAAGAAUCUGUCCCAGCUUCCCUAUGCCAAGGCGCUCUACAGCUACGAGGGGAAAGAACCUGGUGACCUCAAGUUCAACAAAGGGGACAUCAUCAUCCUGAGACGCAAAGUGGACGAGAACUGGUACCACGGCGAGCUGCAGGGCACGCACGGUUUCCUCCCAGCCAGCUACAUCCAGUGUUUGAGGCCCUUGCCGCAGGCUCUGCCCCAAGGCAAAGCACUUUAUGAUUUUGAGAUGAAGGACAGAGACCAAGACAAAGAUUGUCUGACCUUCACUAAGGACGAAGUUUUAACUGUGAUCCGGCGAGUGGAUGAUAAUUGGGCGGAAGGCAUGCUAGGAGACAAGAUUGGCAUCUUCCCUCUCCUGUACGUGGAGCUCAACGACUCUGCCAAGCAACUCAUUGAGAUGGACAAGCUGUGCCCUGCCGCCACCACUGCAUACAACUACGAUGCCCUCUUGUCCUCUGACCCCAGCACAGUAGCCAGUGUGGCCCCUGGUCCCACCCUAAGUAGCUCGGGGGCAGUCAGUGCCUUUCAACGACGCGUGGACAGCAAGAAGAAUGCCAAGAAGCGCCACUCCUUCACUGCGCUCAGCGUGACGCACAAAUCCUCACAGGCUGCCAGUCACAGGCACUCCAUGGAAAUUAGUGCUCCGGUGCUGAUCAGCUCCAGCGACCCACGCGCCGCAGCCAGGAUUGGGGAGCUUGCCCAUCUGUCCUGCGCUGUCCCCACCCAGGACUCCUCUUCCGCUGGACCUGUCCCCACAGCCCUUCCACGAGCUGCUGCGGUGGCUGGAGAACAGGGCGUGUCUCCCAAAGUCCAGCUGCCCCUCAACGUGUACCUGGCUCUCUAUGCAUACAAGCCCCAGAAGAAUGAUGAACUGGAGCUACGCAAGGGGGAGAUGUACCGUGUGCUUGAGAAGUGCCAGGAUGGCUGGUUCAAGGGAGCCUCACUAAAAACCGGUGUCUCGGGGGUAUUCCCCGGGAACUAUGUGACGCCCGUCUCCAGGGUUCCUGGAGGAGGAACUGGAUUACCCUGGAAUAAUGUCCUUGGAGGGUCUCCAUUGGCCAAGGGCAUGGCCACCAUUAUGCACCCUGGAGGUGGAAGUCUGAGCAGCCCAGCCACUGCCGCCAGGUCUGCCCUGCCUCUCGCCACACUACAGGAUCACAUGCAGCACCCAGCCACCUCCCUACCAUCCGGCAGCUGCCUUCGGCAUUCAGCUCAACCAACAGCCAGCCAGGCCGGGGACACCACCAUCCCAACAGCUACCCAUCCCCCCGCCCAGGCCCUGGACCGGCCAACUGCCACCGUGUCACCCCUGCGCACUCAGACUUCUCCAUCCCGCCUGCCCAGCAACGGCCUGCGACCCCGCUCCGUGGCGUCCCCACAGCAUGGCCAGCAGCCCCCGGCACAGAUGUGUGCCCGGCCAGCCAUCCCCUUCGCAUCAGCGGCCUCCGCCAUCACACCCCCCAACGUCAGUGCUGCCAACCUCAGUGGGGAGGUCGGAGGGAUGCCCACCAGCGGCCUGUCCACACCCAGCCUCAUCAACACGGGAUACAAGCCAGAGGACAAGAAAAACGAAAAGAAGGAGAAGAAGAGUGGGCUGCUGAAGCUGCUGGCCGGGGCCUCGACCAAGAAGAAGUCACGCUCCCCGCCAUCUGUAUCUCCGACCCACGACCCCCAGUCGGCCGUGGAUACUUCACUUCAGGGUGCCAUGGGCCCUGAAGUGUCCCCAUUGACCUUCCAUGGUAGGGCAGGUUCAUGCCCCAUAGAGAGUGAGAUGCAGGGCGCCAUCGGGUUGGAGCCGCUGCACAGGAAAGCAGGCUCCUUGGAUCUGAAUUUCUCUUUGUCCCCGUCUCGGCAAGCAACUCUGUCCAUGGCUUCCAUCCGCCCUGAGCCUAAGCCACUGCCCAGAGAGAGGUACCGCGUGGUGGUUUCGUACCCUCCGCAGAGUGAAGCGGAGAUCGAGCUAAAGGAAGGUGAUAUCGUCUUCGUGCACAAGAAGCAUGAAGAUGGCUGGUUCAAGGGGACGCUGCAGCGGAAUGGCCGCACGGGUCUCUUCCCAGGCAGCUUUGUGGAGAGCUUCUGAGACCACUGCUCAUGGCUAGCUUCUGCUGUCCAGGAGAGAGCGGAGGACGCCUUAUCACCUAGGUCCGAGCAAGGGUCUUUCUAAAGCACCGGCCAGAGACAAGCCAACUGGGGUGAUGACUCACCUGAAGCACACAUGGGCCAUGGCGUGUUUGUGAAGGCAGGCCAUACCCUCAUGUGACAUCCUACUGGAAACACAUGUGGGUGUCCUGCAAGACCACGCCAUGAGUCUGAGCGAGCAGUAGCACAGAAAACGUUACCCAGGUGGACAAAGGCACUGCUCUGCCACCCAGCAGCUAAAGCAGCGUUAUUGUGUAAGGUUGGGAGCCCGGGAGGGUAUAGAGUGAGGCCAUGUGCUAGGGCUGACAGCAAGACGAGCAUCUUCCCUGCCUGCCCUGGGUACUAUUCCUCUAUAUACCUCUGUCACCUACCACCGGGCCCCACUGUCAGGGCAUCCAUGGUUCAGGAGCCUCCUAGAAGGGCUUUGAGCCUCCCAGGGUGUCCAGUGGGGUCCUGUGGGGCACUGGAGCAGAACCCUCGUGUCUUUGUCUCCUACUGGGAUAAUGAGGCGCACCAUCCGGUUCCACCACCCGGUCUUCACACUGCUUCACACUGCUUCCUUUGUAUGGCACACCUUUUUAAUGUACAACUUUAUAUAUUUCUAGUAGGUCAGACGCUGCAUAUUUUUCAUACCUCUGGUGCUGAUUUUUUGUAAAACUAGAAACCAGCCCGGGUGAGUGUCAAGGGGGGGAGGGAGUAACACAAAGGAAAGUUUCUGUAUUUCCCAAAUGAAGUUUACAACAUAUUGAGGAAUUCUCUCUGUGAUAUCAAAAUGCU
Molecule: messenger RNA, 3700 nt
Organism: Mus pahari (shrew mouse)
Lineage: Eukaryota; Metazoa; Chordata; Mammalia; Rodentia; Muridae
Gene: Sh3rf3
Product: SH3 domain containing ring finger 3
Exons: 10
Coding region: 228-2864 (878 amino acids)
Molecular function (GO): protein binding; metal ion binding
Source: RefSeq, a predicted model, not a curated record